AUGAGUAACAUUCAUACCUUAGCAGAUUAUAGAGACGAGUACUCCGAAAACCUACCACUAAAUAGAACACCAGGGUACUAUGAAUCCCAGAGUAGUUUCGUACAAAGAUCAAAACCGAUUGAUGUGGUUAAUUUAAUUUUUCCACACUUUACCUGGAAAAGUUUUAUCAUGGUUGUGUCAAUUACUCAAAUCAUCGUUUUUAUUAUAUCAAUUAGUAUUAAACCUUCGGAUUUUUUAACACCUUCUGACGAUUUAUUAAUAACACUAGGAGCAAAUGUUGCUUCAAGAAUAAAGAGAGGAGAAAUUCACAGAUUGAUAUUACCAAUAUUUUUACAUGCAAAUAUAUUUCACACAUUUUUUAAUGUCUUUUUCCAAUUAAGGAUGGGUUUUACACUUGAGAAAAAUUACGGUAUCUUAAAAGUUGCAAUACUAUAUUUUGUAACAGGUAUAUAUGGAAACAUUUUAUCAUCAGCUGUUACCUACUGUCCAAUAAAAGUUGGUGCUAGUACUUCAGGCAUGGGAUUACUUGGUAUAGUUACCUCCGAGUUGGUAUUAUUAUGGCAUAUCAUUAGACAUAGAGAAAGGGUAGUAUUUAAUAUAAUAUUUUUUUCGUUAAUUUCUUUUUUUUAUUAUUUUACAUUUAACGGAUCGAACAUUGACCACAUUGGCCAUUUGGGAGGCUUACUCUCGGGUUUAUCAAUCGGUAUACUAUACAAUGACCAAAUGGAAAAUAAGCCCUCCUGGUACAACCAUAUGAAAAAUGCAUCAUAUGCUACAUUGGUACUGCUAGCACUUGUUCCACCAGUUAUUUUACUUACCGUUCCGCGCACCUGUUAA
Molecule: messenger RNA, 837 nt
Organism: Plasmodium malariae
Lineage: Eukaryota; Apicomplexa; Aconoidasida; Haemosporida; Plasmodiidae
Gene: ROM1
Product: rhomboid protease ROM1, putative
Exons: 4
Coding region: 1-837 (278 amino acids)
Biological process (GO): proteolysis
Cellular component (GO): membrane
Molecular function (GO): serine-type endopeptidase activity
Source: RefSeq, a predicted model, not a curated record